CGAAUUCUACCAGACGUGCCUUGUCGAGUAUGUCAGGAUCACAGCUCCGGGAAGCACUACGGGAUCUUCUCAUGCGACGGAUGUGCAGGUUUCUUCAAACGAUCGAUCAGGCGACAUCGACAGUACGUGUGCAAAAAUAAGGGUGGUUGUGAAGAAGGCAGAUGCAUCGUGGAUAAGACCCAUAGGAAUCAGUGCCGGGCAUGUCGAUUGCGAAAAUGUCUCGAGAUCGGUAUGAACAAGGAGGCCGUCCAGCAUGAACGGGGACCGAGGAAUUCAAGUUUGAGACGGCAGAAUCUGCUCCUUGAGCAUCCACGACUGGCUCUAUCGGUAAGCGAGCGAAUAGAUUUUAAAUUAUGA
Haemonchus placei is the source of this 357-nucleotide messenger RNA. The record is from the annotation of a GenBank genome assembly. NCBI's taxonomy places the organism in Eukaryota, Metazoa, Nematoda, Chromadorea, Rhabditida, Trichostrongylidae.